This is a messenger RNA of Thunnus maccoyii (southern bluefin tuna), 3167 nucleotides long. RefSeq names its product chondroadherin-like b (gene chadlb). Gene Ontology annotation, molecular function: protein binding. Gene Ontology annotation, cellular component: extracellular matrix. The record is from RefSeq and is a predicted model, not a curated record. Lineage: Eukaryota; Metazoa; Chordata; Actinopteri; Scombriformes; Scombridae. The transcript is spliced from 11 exons. Bases 112 to 2442 code for a protein of 776 amino acids.
AUAAACGAAGUUUGUUUUGGAUGGGGGACAGCCGGGGGAAGAGCAGCACAGGGAGCAGAGACCGUGAGAGAGUCGGCGGCCAGUAACGAACAGCAGCAAGACGGAACUAAGAUGUUCUCCCAGCACUGUCCUGACACCCUCUGGGUCGGGCUGCUCAGCCUGCUGCUCCUCUGCAUCCCAGCAGCACACACAGCAAAAUGUCCACAGCAGUGCGUCUGUGACCAGAUCCAGCUCACUGUGACCUGCGUCAACAAGAACCUGACCCAAGUCCCUCCUACAGUGGAUGAGAUCACUGUGAAAUUGGAUCUUCGUGGAAACGACAUCCAGGAACUUCCCACCGGGGCUUUCAAACACACUCCCUACCUGACUCACCUGUCGCUACAGCGCUGCAACAUCCGCAGGGUGAAAGAGGGAGCUUUCCGUGGCCUCGGCCGCCUGGUCUUCCUCAACCUGGCCAAUAACAACAUUGAGAUCCUCUACCAGGAGUCUUUUGACGGUCUGUCCUCGUUGAAGCAGCUCAUGAUAGACCGUAACCGCGUGGAAGAGAUCCAGCCUGGAGCUUUCUCUCAGCUCGGCUUCCUCAACCUGCUCUCCCUUACACACAACCAGCUGGUCUACAUCCCCAACAUGGCCUUCCAGGGCUUGCAGAACAUCAAGUGGCUUCGUCUCAGUCACAACUCUCUAAACUACCUGGACAUUGAGGCCUUCGCUGGUCUGUUCACGCUCACUCGUCUAAGUCUGGACAACAACGAGCUGCAGUUCUUCCCCACUGAGACCAUGACCAGACUGCCAGAGGUGACCCGUCUGGAUCUGAGCUACAACCCCAUGACUUACCUGGGGGAGGAAGCAGUGUCCAUGGCCAAGCUGACCCACCUCUUCCUGGACCACAUGUCCCUGCAGGACUUGGCCAACACAGCUGUAUCAAAAUGCCCCAGCCUCGCCCACCUGGACCUCAGCCACAACCAGCUGCGUGUCAUCCAACCUUUCUCCGAAGGCUCCCCGAAGCUGGCACGCCUAAACCUGGGAGGGAACCCCAUCUACUGCAACUGCUACCUGCGUCCACUCAGGGAGUGGGCGAUCCGUAGCAAGGUGAAGCUGAUCGGGACUUGUGGAGGACCGGCCCAUCUCUCUGGAGAGAACCUGGAUGCUGUCUACCCUCAGGAGCUGCGUUGUCAAAGCCAAGAGGCCAUGCUAAAGGCAGAGUUUGAGGAGGCAACCAGGAUCACACCACCACCCACUGUAGAGCCGGAGAAAAAGGUCAAGUGUCCUGCUAACUGUGUCUGCGAGGCAGAGACACACCAUUCCUCAUGUGAGAACCGUGGUCACACCAAAGUACCACGGGGUUUCUCAUCAAACACGCGCCUCCUCGACCUGCGUGGCAACAACUUCCACUACAUCCCUAGCAACAGCUUCCCCGGCGUCGCCCAGGUCGUGUCCCUGCAUCUGCAGCGCUGCAAGAUCGUGGAGGUGGAGGGCGGAGCUUUCAGUGGGAUGAAGGGACUGAUCUACCUGUACCUGUCGGAGAAUGACCUCACUUCCCUCAGUCCUGAUGCAUUUAAAGGGCUCCCUCAGCUGACUUACCUCCACCUUGAGAAGAACCGCUUCACCAGCUUCCCCAGAGGAGCCUUCAAGCUGCUGCCGGGCUUGCUGGCACUUCAUUUGGAGAACAACUCUAUCACCAAGCUUGAGCCGGACAUCUUGAGCGGAGCUGAGGGCCUCAGAGCCCUCUACCUCACCGGGAAUGCCAUCGAGCACAUGUCACCCCGGACUCUGGACCAGGCCAGUGACCUCGAUACACUCCACCUGGGAGGAAACAAGCUGAAGGACUUGCCCUCUGAAGCACUGAGCAAGGCGGGGAACCUCAGAGACCUGAGGCUGUCUGGGAAUCCAAUUCGCUGGGUGGGGCCAAAUGCUUUUCAAUCUUUGGAGAGGUCACUGAAGGAGCUGUAUCUGGAUAACAUGGGACUUGAGAAGAUGUCACAGAACUCCCUGGCAGGCCUGGGUCCAGGGUUGAGGAGUCUCUUUCUGGAGGGCAACCAGCUGGAGGAGGUGCCUGACCUCCACCCACUCACCUCUUUGGAGGUCAUCAACCUGGCCAACAACCCUCUGAUGUGUGACUGCCCUCUGCUGCCUCUCCGCAUGUGGAUUGAGAAAGUCAACCUGAAGGUACGAGCCACCUGUGCCAACCCACCUGAGCUGAGGGGUCGCAAGGUAAAAGACGUCCAUGUUUUCAAGGCCUGUCCCGGAGGUGAGAGCCUCCCCUCUACCCCUACUGUCACCUCGAAGCCGGCCAAGGCGCCCAAGGCAACAAAACCCAAACCAAUGCACCUCAACGCCCUUCGGCAGGUCAAAAUGCUCAAAGCCAAAUCAAAACUUCGCAAGAGUCCAAACAUGAAACCAGCAGCCACCAGGAGAACCACCAAGAGACGCAGCAUGGCUUGAACAUGUUGUGUUUGGAGAUUGGUCGGGUUUCUGUACUGAUGUUUUUGAUACAACUUCCUGUAAACAGGCGACUGUUGAAGGUUUUGAAAGUUAACCAUGGAUUGAAUGCUCUGCUUGUAAAAACUAUAACCUCUGCCAGCUAUGAAAGCUGUAGCUGCUGAGGGUUAGUCUUCAAUCACACCAUCAAUCACAACAGCCUGUUCUUUGCAGUAUUUCCUCUUUGCUGUCUGAUAAAUACAGGGUUGAAAACAUCAAAAGAUUAUUUUUUUUAAAUCCAGGAAGCCUCGACUGAGCAUAAAUGCUCUUUUGUCAGCACUGCCUUGCUUCACAUUCAUAGCAUUAGAUACACAUUCCCACUUAAGAUUGUGUUGGUUCAAACUUUGAGCUCCUGAGCAGCUGUUGAAAGGAGGCAAAUGAAAUGAAUGUCAACAAGUCAAAUGCAACACUGCUGUUACUUACUUAAAAAUGAUAAUCCUUGGCUUCAUGCUAGUAAUCCUUAACCACUACACAACUGCACAAUGUACUGAAAUCACUGAAUUUCAAGUCCCAACAGCAUUAAAUCAGUCACAGUAUUUUUUAUGAGUGCAUAUUUACAAAAAACACAUCUGGAUAUAAAACAGGAAAAAUAAAUCUUUACAACAAACAUUUGUCUGCCAUGUCAUUAAAUCUCAAUGAAGAAACACUCAUUUAAGCCACAUUUAAGAGAUUUGUUCGACUUAAUUAUA